CUGCAGCGGCGGGACGAGGCGCUAACAACAGGCAGCCGUAGGAGGGUGGAAUCAGAUAGCAGAAGAAGGAAAGAGAGACAAAGACGCGGACAUUUUAACAAUGACGACAAGAGCCUGAGGUCGUCUCUGUAGCUUCGACAAUGUUCCGGAUACUGAGCCGCUCGCCUUUUAAAGCUGCCGGAGCAGCGCACACUACACUGGUGAAGGACGUAGCACGGAGAAGACAGCUCCACAGCACGUACGAUGUGGCCGUCGUCGGUGGCGGUAUUGUGGGCUUGGCCACGGCCAGAGAGCUCAUCCUGCGACACCCAUCUCUCAGCUUCGUCCUGUUGGAGAAGGAAAAGGAGCUCGCUGUACACCAGAGUGGGCACAACAGUGGAGUCAUUCACAGCGGCAUCUACUACACGCCGGGCUCGCUGAAGGCCCGGCUGUGUGUGCGAGGAGCCACUUUAAGCUACGAGUACUGCGACAAGAAAGGACUCCCUUACAAGAGAUGUGGAAAGCUCAUCGUGGCCGUGGAGCAGGAGGAGGUUCCCCGGUUGAAGGCUCUGUAUGAGCGCGGGCUGGCGAACAACGUGCGCGACCUCAGCGUGAUCGACGCCAAGGCCAUCCGAGAGCGAGAGCCCUACUGCCGAGGUAUCAUGGCCUUGGAUUCGCCGUACACCGGCAUUGUGGACUGGAGGAUGGUGGCUUUCAGCUAUGGGGAGGACUUUGAGGAGGCAGGCGGCACGGUGGUCACCGACUUUGAGGUCACAGAUAUUUCCAUGGUCAAGGAGAGUCCGGCAGGGAGCGCUGAAGGAAUGAAAUAUCCAAUCGCAAUCCACGAUAAACAGGGCAACGAGGUGCAGUGUCGUUACGUCCUGACCUGUGGAGGUCUCUACUCGGACCGCCUGUCGCAGAUAUCCGGAUGCGGCCGGGAGCCGCGGAUCGUCCCGUUCAGGGGAGACUAUCUGAUCCUGAAGCCGGAAAAAGAGUAUCUGGUCAAAGGAAACAUCUACCCUGUUCCUGAUCCUCGAUUCCCCUUCCUCGGCGUUCACUUCACCCCGCGGAUGGACGGGAGUAUUUGGCUCGGUCCUAACGCGAUCCUUGCCUUCAAAAGGGAGGGUUAUAAAAUGUUGGACUUCAACGUCAAAGACUUUGCCGACGCUAUCUCAUUCAGGGGCCUUCAGAAGCUGGUGCUGAGGAACAUGACGUACGGGCUUGGAGAAAUGUACAGAGGCUUUGUCACUAGCGCUCAGGUGAAAAUCCUGCAGAAGUACAUUCCUGAAAUCUCGACGAGUGACGUGCUCAGGGGUCCUUCAGGGGUUCGAGCUCAAGCCCUCGACCGGGACGGAAACCUCGUGGACGACUUUGUUUUCGACGGCGGGGUUGGGGAUGUGGCCAGUCGGGUGCUCCACGUGCGCAACGCUCCGUCGCCGGCGGCCACGUCCUCUCUCGCCAUCGGCGAGAUGAUCGCAGACGAGGUGGAGAGUCGCUUCACGUUAUAGGAACUCAGGAAAACCAACCAAACGCCUUCGCUUGUUACGGUUGCAAGUCGCUGUUUACCAAGCAUUUAUCAUCACGACUUGUGUAAAUCUGUGACUUUAUUAAAACACUUAUCAGUUGCGACUCGUACGCAAUCACAUUUCGAAACAAAACUUCCCUUUUAUACAUUUUAUUUUCUGUCUACAUUUCUUUUCUUGUCUAAAAAUAGUACAUCGCCGAUUACUGUUGAAACUGUGAAGCAUCAAACUGACGUUUUUUAACUCAAAUAAGAUAUCACAUCAUGAACUAUAUCAAUACAGAGACACACAAACCCGUAUAAAAUCUAAGUUUGACUUCUUCUUUUAAUGAAAAUCACAACUUUAAAUGAGGUUAAAUCAGUCCAAAUUGUUAUACAAACAUUUUGGGGAACUUUUUCAGCCAGACAACAUAAUCCUGAUGUGACCAAGGAUUCUACAGGGACAUUGGAUAACUGUUCCUCUCAUUUUGUAACGCACAAUUAAAGCUACAGAGUGCACAGUUUAUGAAGAAAGACGAGUUGUGCUGAUUUGGAAGGUUUUCAGUGUUGCACAGUUGUCUGCUGGAAAAAUGUCACCCUGUAAACUCGUUUUUACUCUCAUUAUAUUACGACAAAUUGAGAACAGUUGUUUAUUUUCUGCGUGUCCGUGACGAGAUGAUCUCAUUUCAUUCUGCUACAAUUUGCUCAUUGUUUGAGGCAUCACUAAAAUGUCCUCAUACAUAAAAGUUGUCUUCCUUACUGUUAUGUCAGUCCAUUUAUUGACAAAUGACUGCUGUUUUAUAUACAUAUAUUUUAAUAACAAAUGUACCUACGUUUAUGGCCCUGCUGGUGGUGGUGGUGGUGGUGGUGGUGGAGUGUUUUCUCUUGUCUGGUUUAUUGAUUUAAGGUACUUUUUCAUAUCAGGAACAGCGCAGACCUUUGGAGAGAGAGCGUAAUAAAAUGGAGAAAGACGACAACUUAAUUGAAACCGUUAUUGUGAUCAAUGUGCAAAAUAUGAUGUACUGAAUAAAUGUUGAUAUUUCCCCACAACAAAUGUUGAGUCCAGAACAAAACAAUAAAUGACCACAAAUGUA
Molecule: messenger RNA, 2574 nt
Organism: Solea solea (common sole)
Lineage: Eukaryota; Metazoa; Chordata; Actinopteri; Pleuronectiformes; Soleidae
Gene: l2hgdh
Product: L-2-hydroxyglutarate dehydrogenase
Exons: 10
Coding region: 141-1487 (448 amino acids)
Molecular function (GO): (S)-2-hydroxyglutarate dehydrogenase activity; (S)-2-hydroxy-acid oxidase activity
Source: RefSeq, a predicted model, not a curated record